Molecule: messenger RNA, 876 nt
Organism: Drosophila persimilis
Lineage: Eukaryota; Metazoa; Arthropoda; Insecta; Diptera; Drosophilidae
Exons: 2
Coding region: 1-765 (254 amino acids)
Source: RefSeq, a predicted model, not a curated record
AUGCGCGUCUUCAUUCUUCUCUGCCUUUUUGCAGCCAGCUGCUGUGCCGAUAAGCUGGGGUACAACUACCAGCCCGUGGCCCAUGCAGAUGAGGGCCUCUCCUUCCUCCCGGGCAGCGGACAGAUACCCGUCGAGAUCCAGCAGCAGCUGCAGCAGGUGCAGAGCGGAGAGGCAGUGCUCUCACAGCCCAUCGAGGCCCCCAUCAUUCCCCAGGCUGUGCCUCUGGUCGAGGAGUUCCAGAAGGAGUUCUACAGCUACGCGGCGCCCGAGGAGCAGUUCGAUGAGGGUGUAAACAACCAACAGAUCGCCAGUUCGCUGAAGAAGAACUUGCGCGUCGUCUUCAUCCGGACACCCGAAAACCAGGGCUUUGAGCGUGCCGCCCUGCAGUUGGCCAAGCAGUCAGCCCAACAGGAGACUGCCAUCUACGUGCUGAGCAAACAGGCUGACGUUGCCAACCUGGCCAAGCAGCUGAAUGCCCUUAAGGCGACUUCCAGCAACAAGCCCGAGGUGCACUUUGUCAAGUACCGCACUCCCGAGGAUGCUGCCAACGCCCAGCUUGCCAUCCAGAACCAGUACAACCAGCUGCCAGGCGUGUCCCGCAUUUCCAAUGAGGGUCGAGCUCCAGUGUUGAACUUUGCCUCGCCAGCGUCCCAGUCGGUCCCCGCCAGUGUAUCGCGCUCUCCCAGCUCUGAGUACCUGCCCUCCAAUGUGGUGGCUGGCCAGGAUUAUCUGCCACCUACUCUGCGUCGCUUCCGCGUCAAGUAAACACCGAAUACGAAUAGAGGUCAACCACGGUAACGUUUCCUAAACGACCACAUCGAAAAUUACCUCCCCCAUCAUAUUGCAACAAAUUAGCUUUUAAGUAUCCAUACGAGU